Messenger RNA from Brassica napus (rape), 1782 nucleotides. RefSeq lists its product as uncharacterized. Lineage: Eukaryota; Viridiplantae; Streptophyta; Magnoliopsida; Brassicales; Brassicaceae. The coding region runs from base 973 to 1596 and encodes 207 amino acids. The transcript has a single exon. The record is from RefSeq and is a predicted model, not a curated record.
GUGAUAUGACAAAAAGUGUUAAUGUUAAUGGUCAUAUGUUCAAAAUUAUUUUUGAAAAGAAUUUGAGAGCUCUUAUAUGAUUGUUUUCAAAAAAAAGAAUUCUUAUUUUAUAUAAUUUUUUCAAAAAAAUAAAAUUUAUGACUUAUGAAUAAAAUUGGUUCUGACACCAUCAUCAUUGGUGGUACAAAAAAAAAAUGUUACUUUUAAUCGUGACAUGACGAACAAUGUUAUUGACUUAUUGUUAAUGGUGAUAUAUUCGAAAUUAUUUAUCGGAGAUUUUAUGAUUUUUGAAAAAGAACUAAAGUAUUUUUGUUUUUUCUUCAAAAACUGCAUUUUUUUAUUUUCUUUAAAAAUGACUUAAAAUAUUUAUGUAGUUUAUUAGUCAAAUAAAUAAAAACAAUUUUAAAAAGAAAAACUGACAUGUCUUUUUAUUUACAUGUUAACAUGUUAGAUUUUUAACUUAAUGAAUAAGUAAGCCAAGUUAAAGGUUUUUUACGAUAAAAUGUCAAUUUGAAAGUUUAAUAUGCUCGUUAAAUAAUUUCAAACGUUAAACCGUAAAUAAAUGCUAUUUCGAAGAUUUUUAUGCGAUUCUCUGUUAAAGGUUUAUGUCGAAAAGAAUUUGGUAGAAAAAAGUAAGAAGCAGAAAUAACAACAAAAAAGUAAAAAUCCAUCUUCUAAUCCGGCCCAUAAUUUCAUAAGCCCAUUUAAAAUUGAUGAACUGCAUUUGUUGAAGAAUAUUUGUCCUUUUCUUUUUCUCCGCAAAGAAAGCGGAGUCGAGAGUCACUGGUACCUGUCGGGGUCGGUUUUCUAUCGGUAAUCUUCAAAUAGCUAUCCUCGUUAAGCAGCGAAUUGGAAUUCUACGUUUAAAAGAGAGGAUUUAGGUUUAUAAAUUUUCCAACUUUAGACCGAUUCUGGGUAAAUUGGUGAACAAAUCGGAGAAUUUGGCGUUAGGGUUUUCUUGUAAUCGCGAUUAUGAAACCACACGAUGAUUGGGUUGAUGGAUCUUGGACUGUAGAUUGUGUUUGCGGUGUGAAUUUUGAUGAUGGUAAAGAGAUGGUGAACUGUGAUGAAUGUGGCGUUUGGGUUCACACAUGGUGCUCUCGUUAUGCUAAAGGAGAUGAUCUAUUUGCCUGUCAUAAGUGCAAGAUCAAAAACACCAAAGGGUUCAUGUUCAAGGAGGUCCCAAUUGAAGAAAGGGUUCAUGUUCAAGGAGUUCCUGGUGGAGACUUGUCUCUGUUUGAAAACUUUUCGUCUGUUUCGUCACGUCAGCUGUGGAAAUGUUCUGGUUGCGUGCCUAAGAAGUUUAGGUUUCAGUAUAGAGAGUUUGCUUGUUGGGAUGAUCAUGAGAAGGGAAAUGCAUGUGAAACUGAGGACCCAGAAGAUGGUUCUGCUCCUAUGAAUGAAGGCAGAAUAAGAAAUUUUGUUUCUACACAAAUGGAGAUGAAAUGUUUUAAGAGUGAUGAUAUAAACAAAGAGACUUAUUUUUCUAAAGAUCGGGUAAAGAAGAAGGUUAAAGUUGCGGAUAAAGAGGGAGAAGAUGAUCAUACAAAUGAUUUGGUGGGCAAAACCCUGAAAAAUGCUAUAGGAAGUAUUUGACUUGGAUGCAACAGGAGUCCUCACAACAAAAAGUUGUUAUCCAAGUUUAAGCUUUUGAAUGUUCUUGUGUCAGUGUUUAGGUUUCUUUUGAAUUUUUUUGUGUGUCAAUGACUCCAUGCUUAUGUUUAUAACUUUAUAUUCAGAUUUAACCCUUGUAGGGUUUCUUAAAGCAUCUCUAUUGGUACU